Molecule: messenger RNA, 1434 nt
Organism: Penicillium diatomitis
Lineage: Eukaryota; Fungi; Ascomycota; Eurotiomycetes; Eurotiales; Aspergillaceae
Gene: mmm1
Product: ERMES complex subunit MMM1
Exons: 2
Coding region: 1-1434 (477 amino acids)
Biological process (GO): mitochondrion organization; phospholipid transport
Cellular component (GO): ERMES complex; endoplasmic reticulum
Molecular function (GO): lipid binding
Source: RefSeq, a predicted model, not a curated record
AUGCCAUCAGGUGAUCCCGUCAAUGUGACCCCUCAAUCCUCCUUGUCUUUCACGCAGGGCUUUCUGCUCGGCCAGCUCUCUGUUGUACUUCUGAUCGGCGCUUUCAUCAAGUUCUUCAUCUUUGGCGAACCCCCACCACCUCCAUCGCGAGGUUUGUCUAAUCGCACACCUCACCGACGCUAUAGCUCCGCUUCCAGUCCCUUGCAGGACAGUCAGAAAUCGCUCCGAGAAAAGCCGUCUACAUCCAAUGUUCUACGGCCUGUUCCAGCUUCGUCAACCAACACACGCUCAAUUCUCCGCAAAACAUACUACAGUGCCAUUCCUGCAAAUCCGUCUUCCAAACAUGGCCGCCAUCGCAUGCACCAUUCCUCGCAUCAACCCGAAUCGCUGGACUGGUUCAAUGUUUUAAUUGCUCAAACAAUCGCGCAGUAUCGCCAAACUGCAUACUUGCUCAAAGACUCGCCAACUUCAUCAAUCUUAAGCUCCCUUACUGCGGCUAUGAACAACCCCGAGAAGAAACCAUCCUUCAUUGAGAAGAUCAAUGUCACCGAUAUUUCACUCGGCGAAGAGUUCCCAAUCUUUAGCAAUUGCCGAAUCAUAACAGUCGAUGACCCCAAUUCCGAUGGAGGCAGGCUGCAGGCGUUGUUGGACGUCGAUUUGAGCGAUGACAAUCUAUCGAUAGCCGUAGAAACCCAGUUGGUGCUGAACUACCCCAAACCACGUUCGGCCAUUCUGCCAGUGGCUCUAUCGGUGUCCGUUGUGCGAUUCUCUGGGACACUCUGCAUCUCACUUAUUCCAGCAGCCACUGAUCCACUUCAAACCCCGUCGACCGCGCCAGCCGCGGCGCCAGACGCCACAGAUCAACCGGAUAGUACUAGACAAACCUCAGAUGCUGGCGCGACCCACGGCCAGGCGCAGCCAAAGAACAGUCCGAAGAGCAACGUUGCAUUCUCCUUCCUGCCCGAUUACCGACUUGAUCUCUCCGUGCGCUCACUGAUCGGGUCUCGCAGCAGACUGCAAGAUGUGCCGAAGGUAGCUCAGCUUGUGGAAGCGCGUGUACAUGCCUGGUUUGAGGAGCGUGUGGUCGAGCCUCGGGUGCAGGUCAUUGGACUCCCGGAUCUUUGGCCACGGAUGGGUCGUACCGGGGUGCGGACAGGCGAGGACUCCGACGCAGGCUCGGCGGCAGCACCCCGAAGUCCCGGCUCGACGGAUACUGGAUCAGCUCCUCGCUUUUCGGAUGAUCGCUCGCGAGGCUCGGAUGGAUUACGAUUCCGUGGAGGCCUAGAUGCGCGACUAGGGCUGGGGGCAGGCUCGCGAGGCAACAGUUUCAAUCUAGAUUUGAGCAGCUUGCGAAGUCCUAGUAUGACUCGGCAAGACAGCGCUGGUGCUACGCCCGAUCCGCUUGAGGUGCCUGGCGCUCUGCCAGAGGUAUGA